AUGGAUUCUUCUACCCUAGUCUCAUCUACUGUGGCAUCUCUCCCAAGCUCUGUCGCAUCCCCCGAUGACACAGUUCCCGCUCCGCGCCACGGCAACCCGGUAGCAGCCUUCAUCAUCGGACUCGCUAUCAUCAUCUUAGCUUCCAUUCUGAAUGCUGCUGGUCUUAAUCUCACGAAAUUGGACCAUGUCCGUACGAGUGCGAUUCCGAAGUCAGCCCGACGGAGAGAUUGGUUACGUCCAUUAUGGCUGCUUGGUAUGAUCUUGUAUAUCCUGUCACAACUCAUUGGGAGUACACUGGCUCUUGAAUACAUGCGAGCCGAAUACGUUGCACCGCUUGGGUCAACGUCUCUCAUCUUCAAUUUCCUAUUCGCGAAGUUCCUCGUUAGCACUCCUGUUACGAAGCACGACAUUUAUGGUACAAUCGUCGUCAUCAUUGGUGUGAUCGGAAUCGUAGCCUUUGGUUCCAUCAAUAGCGGCCUCGGGACAGAGACCAACGCUGCGCAUCUGACGUACCUCUGGACGCGCAGCAACUGGCUUGGUUUCUUCUUCGUCAUGUCAUUCACCCUCGUUUCCGUGUACAUCUUCGUCGCGCAGCUCGACCAGGUCCUUCAGGCGCGCUCUGACCUCAGUGCUGAGCCGUUCGUUGGCAUGAGCGCGAGAAUGAAUCGCGUUCCCGCGGUAGGCUUCCUAGGGAAAAUUGGAGCAGUGUGGCGGAUAGCGAUCAUGUGGUUGAGAGAGAAGCUAGAGUUGUGGAUGGAGCCGCAUGACGACAAGAGGAUUGCAUGGACAUUAGGCAUCGGGUGGGCAUGUUGUGGUGGAGGGCUUGCUGGAGGUUGCUUGGUUUUCGCGAAGGCUUCCGUCAAACUGAUUUCUGGCAGCCUGUCCCACGAGAACACCGGCAAUCAGUUUGGACAUGCAUCGACUAUUUUCACGUUCCUACUGCUCGCUGUCACUGCAGUGCUACAGAUUAUUUGCCUGAAUCACGCCCUCAAAGUGUACGAUUCCACGCUGGUUGUACCAGUCUUCUAUGGUGUCUAUACUGCUACAGGUUUCCUUGACUCCCUGAUAUUCAAUGACGAGGUCGAUGCAUACCAAUCUUGGACGCUGUUCUUCAUCUUUGUCUCAAUGAUCAUCCUAAUAUCCGGUGUGGUGCUUUUAACAUUCACGAAGCCAGAUCAAACGGGCCCCGGAGCACAUAAUAGUCACCAUGUACCGCUGUCAUCGCGGCCAAGAAGGAACAAGGGCGACCAAGCAGAAGGCGGCGAGGAGGAGGGACUGCGAGAAGAAGACGGAGAGCAGAACGAGGUGAUAUGGCAGCUCGGGGACGCUAGUGAUGAGGAAGACGAAGGUGGUCGCCGCAGUCCGCUCGCCCGACGUGAGCGACCAGCAAGCGUAAGAGGGCGUGAGGAGCACCAGCCGAUGAUUAGAGACGAGCAUAGCGGAGAGGGCGAUGAGCGUCGCGAGUCAACAUCCUCGGAUGCGACGCUUGCGCGGCCAGAGAACUCCCCUGCAUUUGUGGACGAUGGGUUUGAGGAUUGGGAACGUAGCAAGACACGGUAA
Messenger RNA from Sparassis crispa, 1560 nucleotides. RefSeq lists its product as hypothetical. Gene Ontology annotation, biological process: magnesium ion transport. Lineage: Eukaryota; Fungi; Basidiomycota; Agaricomycetes; Polyporales; Sparassidaceae. The transcript is spliced from 8 exons. The coding region runs from base 1 to 1560 and encodes 519 amino acids. The record is from RefSeq and is a predicted model, not a curated record. Gene Ontology annotation, cellular component: membrane. Gene Ontology annotation, molecular function: magnesium ion transmembrane transporter activity.